Messenger RNA from Cladophialophora bantiana CBS 173.52, 591 nucleotides. RefSeq lists its product as uncharacterized. The coding region runs from base 1 to 591 and encodes 196 amino acids. The transcript has 3 exons. The record is from RefSeq and is a predicted model, not a curated record. Lineage: Eukaryota; Fungi; Ascomycota; Eurotiomycetes; Chaetothyriales; Herpotrichiellaceae.
AUGAUUUUGACUCUGCUCUUCUUCUUCGGGGACGCCGUCUUUCGCUUCCUCAGAUACCGCCACUACACGGUCGACAUCAUGUACCUGUGGGCAGAAGUAGUGCGAGACAACCCGCAGAGCAUAGCCGAGUUUUGGCUCUUCAUCUCGAUCUUCGCAAGCUGUGAGGAGGCGGCACAGCUGGGCAAUGUAGCUCAGCGGGGUGGUUUGCGGACCCAGACGCUUGCCACACCCCUCACCACGACCAACACGAUCCUCAUCGGCGUGUCAAUCGGAGUCUACGGCGUGAUGACCGUGGCUGGAAUCUACGAGACAACCAUCGCGCUGAGCUUCAACAUCGCCGACGACGCCAAGUAUCACAGUGGCAUCCACAAGUACCGGAGAUACUGGACUGUCCUGAUCGUGGCAUUCCUCGCCUGCUCGAUGCUGGGGCUGGCCUUCGUCAUGGUCUUCGACUGGUUCAACAUGGAACCGUACGACCUGUUCAGCAUGAUCUACGCCAUUGUCUACGCUGCCACCACGGCCGUCAUGCUUUUCUGCAUCGCUAGCCUGAUUAAGAUUCAGAAUCCAAUGGCGGACGAGGAGCCGUCGUAG